Molecule: messenger RNA, 1791 nt
Organism: Bipolaris oryzae ATCC 44560
Lineage: Eukaryota; Fungi; Ascomycota; Dothideomycetes; Pleosporales; Pleosporaceae
Exons: 3
Coding region: 1-1791 (596 amino acids)
Biological process (GO): transmembrane transport; metal ion transport
Cellular component (GO): membrane
Molecular function (GO): cobalt ion binding; magnesium ion binding; cobalt ion transmembrane transporter activity
Source: RefSeq, a predicted model, not a curated record
AUGUCUUCCGAUUCUGCAAAGAGCGACGCACCACUGGCGAAGAAAGACGAGACGAUACCUGCACUGUGGUCUGCGAAAUACAUCCCUCAUAGUGCGGAAUUUCCAGAUCCAUAUGAAUUGAUUGGAGACGCAUAUGAGCCAAAAGCGACAGUAGCGGCUGAGUGGGAAAUCCCUGACCCUGAAAGGUUGCCUUACUUGGCUCAUAUCAAGUCGUUGUCAACAUCAUGGAAGACGCUCCGCCACUUGGCCGAUUGGAUGCAGGUCGGUACAACACCACUACGAUGGAAUGAAAUCAAGAAGACCCCUGGAGAGCGCGAACGGCGUGCAAAUAAGACAAACAUCACGUUUGUCGAGUACAGGCCCGCAUCCAAACCCAAAGCAUUCCCCAUCAAGACACCCUCGGCACUUCGUGAGACUCUUGAAUCGUUUUCACAUGAGCCCUCGAAGGAGCCUCCUCUUCGGCUGUUCGUCGUAGAAGACCUUUCUCAGCAGGUCAUAGAACUCCUGGGAAAGCGAUUUGACAUUGAUCCGCUGUUUUUCCGUGAACAGAUUGCCGACUAUGUAUGGUACAAUACCCGAGACCCAUGGGCAGCACCGCCUGCCCUUGUUUCUAGCAUGAAGCACCGUCAAUGGUUUAGGAUGCGGAACAUGCGGUUGCGAUACUAUAGGACAAUGGAAGAUUUUAAACAUUCAAGGUUAGAGGCUAAUACUUGGAAUGUCCUCCGCCGUCCCGACAAUGAUGAAAAUCACUGGCAUUAUUUGGACGAAGAAGGCGCCGUAGUGUCCAUCAUGCGUACGCGCACUUGUAUGUGGAUUGGAAAAGACAAGGAGUGUGGAUAUGGAACAGUUGGCAUCGUGUUACUGGAUCCAACAGUCACUCGAGGGCGGCCACUGUGGUAUGACCGCAGUAACUGGCUGCCAACCCCAAAGAUAGAAACAGAGAUCUAUCCAUCGAUAAAAUCAUCCGUCUCGUGGUUCGAAGACAUUGUGCAAAUGACAACCGCCUUCCCAUGGUUUGAACGAUCAGAAGGCCACGAAAUCAACGCGCAAGUCCUCGCCAAACCAACCAUCUACACCAUCUGUGCAGAAUGGCUCAUAGUAUGCGACUACGUGAAGACGCGCCUGAGUCAGAUAGAAUGGGAGCUAGAAAAGCCGCAUCUUUUCCGAUCCAAAGGCGACGCCAUUGACGACUCACUGAACCGUCUGCAUACAUGGCGCCGCCACAUACCAGUUUUCCGAGAAAUGGUAGCAGAGACACUGGAGCACGCGCUUCCAGCCGCAGCACGCCUGACAUCCCCAUCGCCACAGUCCGCAAUCGCACCAUCCUCACCUAUCUCUUACACGGCCCGGUCCGUCAUACCAGACAACGUCAUCAUUAAUUUCGACAACAUCGAUGGCUUCGAGGACAUUGUGCCUGAUUUCCGACGCGUCCUCGCCACAGUCAACGAACUCCAGGAACGAGUCGAUCGUCUCACAAGCAUCGUGACAUCCGAGAUUUCCAUCGAAGACUCGCGGCGCGGACUCAAAGAGAGUCACGAUAUGGCGCGCAUCACCUGGCUGGCGACUGUGUUCAUCCCACUGACAUUCGUUGCGGGCUUGUACAGCAUGAACGAGAGUGUUUCGGCGCUGAAGGCGACAUAUGGAUGGUACUUUUUGACUGCGAUCCCGUUCACGUUGUUUGUUAUGGCGAUUGGGUGGGCAGUUGGGGGCGGAAGUUUGAAGCCAUGGAACAAAACUACUGCUACGACACAGAGGGGGGUGGCUGUUGUAAAAGAUAAGAAGGUGAAUUGA